Trichoderma atroviride IMI 206040 is the source of this 4222-nucleotide messenger RNA. RefSeq lists its product as uncharacterized. The record is from RefSeq and is a predicted model, not a curated record. Gene Ontology annotation, molecular function: protein binding; catalytic activity. NCBI's taxonomy places the organism in Eukaryota, Fungi, Ascomycota, Sordariomycetes, Hypocreales, Hypocreaceae. Gene Ontology annotation, biological process: nucleoside metabolic process.
AUGGCGUCCCGCGACGACUACUUAGUCGGGUGGGUUUGCGCACUACCGGUAGAGGUUGCGGCAGCCAAAGCGGCGCUUGAUAGCGUCCAUGAUAGCCUCCCUCUGGAUCAGAGCUUGGACGACAGCAAUAACUACAUUCUAGGGAGUCUUCAAGGCCACAAUGUCGUGCUCGCGUAUCCAAAUGGUGGCGUGUAUGGUGAAGCAUCGGUGGCGAGCGUGGCCACACAGUUGCAAGCGAGCUUCAAAUCUGUUCGGUUUAUUCUAAUGGUUGGCAUUGCGGGAGGAGUUCCGGACACGAAGGAGGAUAUUCGACUUGGCGAUGUUGUUGUAAGCAAAUCAAAAGCUGGCUGGCCGGGUGUCGUCCAAUUCGAUGUGGAUGGAGAACAAGCGGAAGAGCAAGAUCAAUUGGUUCGCGGCAGAGCGCCACACCAGCCAGCACCAUUACUUCUCACAGCUAUAGGAAAGGCCGAGACAGCCGCCAUUUUUGAUGAGAGUCAGAUGCCCAAAUACACUUCCGGCAUCGUUGAGAGAGACCCCAUCACGUUUGCCCAUCCAGGCACGGAGCAAGACGUUCUCUUUGAGCCAGAUUGUGACCACACAGCUACUGAGUCCGAAGAAGACGGAUGCAGUCAUUGCAAUCCGGAUAAGAUCCGGCCCCGGCAGCCACGGGAAACACAAAAUCCUGUAGUUCAUUAUGGUCUGAUCGUCUCGGGGCGUUCUCUGAUACGCAACGGAGCCACUCGGGAUAAGUUGGCACACAAGCAGGGUGCCCUCUGUUUAGAGACAGAGGCCAGUGACCUGAAGGAUGCCGCCAAGUAUUUGGUCAUCCGAGGAAUCUGCGACUAUGCAGACUCGCACAAUUCCAAGCUCUGGCACGCCUACGCCGCGGUAACUGCUGCAGCAUAUGCAAAAGAGGUCCUUUCAUUCAUACCUGCAGUUCCCAAGACGACAUCUCUGGCAACAAACACCUAUGCAGAGGCCGCGCCAGUCCUCGACGCUUUGCUUUUGACCAGACCUGAAGUUGACCGGAAGUCUCUCAUUGCCUUGAAAGGCCGCAGAGUCGACGGCACCUGCGAGUGGCUCAUACAACACUCUAGCUAUCAAAGGUGGCUGGCAGAUGCCAAUCUGCCACUGCUCUGGAUCUCAGGCGGACCUGGAAAGGGGAAAACUAUGCUGGCAAUCUAUAUUACCGAGGUGCUGGAGCCAAAUGUUGAUGCCCACGGAGAUGUUCUCCUUUACUACUUUUGUAGUAAUCGCGAUAAGAAUCGGAAUACUGCGCUGACUAUCAUGAGAGGCAUCAUACAUCAAUGGAUCGGCCGCCGUCCACACCUAGCACAAUAUGUCAAAAACUCCUUUGAGGGGACUGAAACAACUAAAUAUACCGUUUCCAGCUUUGUCUCCUUGUGGAGGGUGUUCUUAACCCUGCUUCGGCAGAGUGCAUCAUCCCAGGUGGUCUGUGUGCUGGACGGUCUGGAUGAAUGCGAAAAGGAAUCGCUUAAGCAGCUUCUCGAUGCCGUUGGUAAUUACUUGUCCAACUCUCAGGAAAAGGCAAAGCCACAACUGAAGCUUAUAUUUCUCUCUCGACCCCAGCCGGCUAUUUUGGAGAAAGCUCUAGGCCAAUAUGAGCAGAUCAAGUUGGACGCCUCCGGCACAGAGAUUUCGGACGACAUCGAGAGAUACAUCUUUGCCAAGGUUGCCGAACUGGAAUCCGAACAAAACCUCUCAGAAGAAAAGGUUGCUCAAAUCAGACAGACCCUGUUGGCUGGCGCUGAUGGAACCUUUUUGUGGGUUGGAUUUGUUGCCAAUGAGCUUCAGGGCAGAAGCUGGGAUAAAAUGAAUGAAAUUCUCCAUCGUGUCCCCAAAGGCCUUGGUGGAGUCUAUCAGCGGCUUCUUCAGCAAAUCGACGACAAGGAAGCAUUGGUCCCCAUUCUUCAAUGGGUUGUUCUCGCUGCCCGACCCCUCACACUGGAUGAAUUGACAGUGGCCACAGGGAUAAAGGCAUCUGGUAACAUGCCGGCAACUGAAGUGACCAGAAAUCGGCUCAGACUCUGCGGGCUACUCGUGAAAAUCGAAGGACGCGUGGUCAAUCUGGUCCACGAAUCGGCAAAGGAGUUCUUCCAGAGCGAUCAAGUCAAUAUCAAAGGCAUUAGCAUGUUCCGCAUGAACCACGACACGCACAGGACACUUAUGCGGACCUGCUUAGAACACGUCGAACAUGGAUACGGAACUCCCAGAAGUACCGAUGAGAGCUCUGACCACGAUACUCUCUUGACUUAUGCCAGCCACUACUGGCCGGUCCAUUUCCAUCACGCUAUGGAUGUGAUUGAUGUGCCGUCCGAGUUUUCACGUCCGUUCUUUGAGGUGAAUUCUCACAUCCGGGACGAAUGGUGGAAAUUCUACUGGGCGCAGGAGAAGAAUGGCGGAAACCCGCCCUCGUUCACGCUCUUGCAUCUCGCUGCCUAUCUUGGCAAUGUAGCCUGGGCUGAGCUGUUGAUCAACGAGCACGCCCGUGCCAUUUCGCGAAAGGACAACUACGGCCGGACGCCGCUUUCCUGGGCCGUCAACCGAGGCCACCGAGACAUGGUCGAACUCCUGCUUGACCACGGUGCUCGUAUCAAUGUCAAGGAUCGGAGCGACUUGACGGCACUCCACGUAGCAGUAACCGGACAGCACAAGGACAUUGUGUCUGUGCUGAUCGAUCGGGGUGCCCGUCUCGAGAUCAAGUCUGAGCACGGCGACACACCACUGGUUCGAGCCAUUCAGGCGAAUUCUAGGGAAAUCAUCCAGAUAUUGCUCGAACGAGGAGCGCGCGUAAACAAAUUGCCAACCCCUCCCGGAGUCGCUUCCCUAAAAGGGCCUACGGACCCAAUGGAGGAGCGGGUGGAAGAGCUACUAGAGCUCCAGGAGCCGAUUUUCCUUGCACGAUAUAAGCAGGCGUCGCAAAAAGUCGAAAUGGUCAUGAAGGCCCUGAGCCUUUCAUUCCGCUUUCCCAUCAUUCCUCGAUUGAUGACGCUAUAUCUGAAGUUUAUCGCGUUCGACCGCUGGGAGCACAUGUCUGUACUUCAGGAGCUUGUUGACGAGAACAGAACAGACGAACUGCGAGAAUGGGCCGAACAAUACCGCGAGUUCUUCAACCAGCUGGUUUUUGCCAGGAAUCCGAGAAGGUUGAUGGCCAUGACCGACCUGCCGACGCAGAUAUUUCAGGCCGUCGCCCCUGGAGAUCUCCAAGCACUGCUGGUAAUCGCGGUCCUCGUCGGCUCGGAAACUAAACUCACAGCUGUUCGUCAAGGAUGGAGAGAAGGGGACACCAUCACGGCCAGAGCAUUCUCACAUUGGGCCGCCAUCGCCUACAACAGAGACGCAGAAGAGUACUUGCACUAUGGCGUUCGCGAAUUUCUCAAUGAUUUCGAUGACUGUAUUCAGCAUGGCAACAGCCGGGAAGACAACGUGGCUCGGACGGUGGUGCUCUUGACAUCGCAAUUCGCCAUGAUUGAGAAUAAAGAGCCAAAGCCGAUCGAAUACUUCUCCAGGGUCAUCGCAGAAUUCUACGAGGGAUACAUUGGCAGCAGCCACGAGGUUGAACUGUUCAGUGAUGUGAGCCAGGCAUGCGCCAACGAGCUCGUCGUCAUCAGCGAAACCCACGAUUCCGACAGAUUGCUUCUCUUCCUGACCAGUAUCCUCCAAUUCGCCCAGCGCUCUCAGGACCAGGGACAGGACCGCUUUCUCAACAUACUCCCUGCAUCAUGCUUGCUUCUCUGCCGGGAAAAUGCGCUCGCCCACCAAUGGUUGAUUGGCGAGGCAAUCCCAGAGAUGUUUAUUGCCUUGAUAUCACAGCAACCUCCUGGAUCGCUUCAGAAACGAGCGUGCAAAACUCUUGUGGAGUGUCUGAUUAUUAGAAAGCAAUAUGGUUUGGCGGCGCCUUCGGCGGCACUGGGCCAAAGAGUGAAACAGCAUCUGCACUCAUUGCCAGGAGUCGAAAAUAUGAUAAAGGGAAUCCAUGGUUUAUAAGUUGAUGCUGUGUAUUUUUGCUACCUGAGAAAAGUUCAGAGCAGAGUGAGAGUUAAGUUGGUAAUGAAGAGUAGUUGGGCAUUGGUAAGAGAGCCGAUUCUGUGUAUUUUGAGCAAAUUGAUGCCACUUUUGAGCAUCUUCUUUCGUUUAUAUCUUUUUGCCAAUCGCCACUUCCAAGGUUGUGUUUAAUUGAAUCAAGAAUCCUAUAUCUUAA